AUGACUACCGACAGCACAACUCAGCUCGAUGAUGCACCGCCUCCAAGCUAUGAUGCAACCAUACAUCACAAUAUCGAUGAGCCGCAACAGCGUCAACAGGUAUUCUACCUCACGUUUCUGCCCAAAACACCUCUCCCGACUCAUCCCACCACCUUCCACCUUACCGGCGACUCCCGCUCCCCAGACCUCAUCCUGACCCACCCAAGUCACCCCUCCAACCCCCUAGCGACCAUCUCGACAGACAGCAGCCUCGUCUACCACCACAGCCACAUCACCGACCACCGGCCCGGCGGCGUGAUGCACAUCCUCCGCCGCCACAAUCCCCCAGGCGCCAACUCCAACGAAUUCUGCUACACCAUCACCACGCACGGCAACCAAGGCACCAAACUCCUCGAAAUUACCACCACGCCUACCUUGCUGAGCGCCAGCUCUACCCGCUUGAUCUUCCGCCGCUCCGACAAUGGCGAGCUAGAUGCUCUUCGCCUGAAAAUAUUCCUCACAGGUGGCGGAGCAAACCUACAGCAACUGGACAUGCGGGUUGAGUACCAGGGCUCACCCGUGGGCACAAUCACCUUAAUUUCCAAGCCCGAGAAGCCAGUCUACCAGCUAGACAUUACGCAGCCGGGCAUCGAGCCCGUCCUGUUCGCGAUCCUCGCGACUGUGGUUGACGACCGGCUGAUGACUACGAAACGUCGCUCGAGACAGCACUGGUCGGCUGGUGUGCCCGGGAUCGGGAAGGGGCCUGGAGCGGGCUUGGCUGGAGCUUUCGCUCUUUCUUGA
Messenger RNA from Cyphellophora attinorum, 780 nucleotides. RefSeq lists its product as uncharacterized. The coding region runs from base 1 to 780 and encodes 259 amino acids. The record is from RefSeq and is a predicted model, not a curated record. Lineage: Eukaryota; Fungi; Ascomycota; Eurotiomycetes; Chaetothyriales; Cyphellophoraceae. The transcript has a single exon.